Blastomyces gilchristii SLH14081 is the source of this 2565-nucleotide messenger RNA. Its product is annotated as BRCA1-associated protein. The coding region runs from base 1 to 2565 and encodes 854 amino acids. Gene Ontology annotation, cellular component: cytoplasm. The record is from RefSeq and is a predicted model, not a curated record. The transcript is spliced from 4 exons. Gene Ontology annotation, molecular function: ubiquitin protein ligase activity; zinc ion binding. NCBI's taxonomy places the organism in Eukaryota, Fungi, Ascomycota, Eurotiomycetes, Onygenales, Ajellomycetaceae. Gene Ontology annotation, biological process: Ras protein signal transduction; protein ubiquitination.
AUGCCCACAUACUUCUACCAUAUCCUCCUGGAAUUGUUGGUAGCUGGUGGUGGUGAUAAUCUUAAGCAUAAUAAUAUUAUUACUCCGACGCCGGCAGACGACGAGUCCGUCCGCGUUAACAACAAAAACAGCUCACAUACCUCUCCUUCGUCAUCGUCGCCGUCAUCACCGUCCUGCCUGCAUUCACGUUCGCAUUCACAGGCGCGUUUACAUUCUUCUUCUCAGCCACGACGCCUCCUCGAUCGAUUAGAUAACGAUAACAACUUCGCGCUGCAGGCUUUCUGUGACGCGUUGCAACCUUUCCGCAACAACAACAACAACAACAAUAAUAAUAAUACUAAUACUAAUAAUAAGAGGAGGACCAGAGGUGCGGCUGGCAAGGCGUCAAGAGGCGGUGAUAAUUUGAAUAGCCAUCAUAACCAUUUGAAGAGGAAGGACGUUAGGAGCAAUCAUUGCAACGGGAAUAGCAGCGGUGGGAAGAUUUAUAGGGAUCUUGUUGUUCUUGGUGGUGGUAGUGAAAGUUGUGGUGACGGUGUAGGCAAAGAUCCGAACGGACUCCGUCAAUGUCGAGUGUCGUCUGGAACUUUUUCUACAUCUACUCCUCCUACGGCUACAAAUAUAUCUACAACUACAGCUACAGCCACACCCCCCUCUGUUCAGCCCGAGACAGCUGGCAUUCAUCACCAACCGCAAAUACAUGAGUCGCAUACCUACUCCGCAUCUACGAGUACUACUACCACCUCUUCUUCCAGAAUUACAAACGACAAACGCCUAGAUCAAAUUUCCAUCCAGAGCAUCGACAUGGUUGUGCCACCGCAAAAUCAAAACCAGCAACCCCAGCUCCAGAGCCCGCGGCAGACACCCACGGUCACGAACCAACAGCCCCAACAACUUUCUAACAAAGGGAGCAGUCCAAACAACAACCAGAUAGCCAAGGGCAUUGGCACAAGCGUUAUCGGCGGCCUAGCGACGAAGGGCAAAUAUGUCCCGCUCGACCAGAAAGUCUCAGAUAGCGCGUGGGGUAUUGUACAUUUAUACCGUGAUGCCGAUGAGACCUCCGCACUCUAUAGGGACGACGAUGACCCGUCGUUUCUGAAAGGGUCAGCGCUGACACGGAGUGCGAUGCUUGAUGGUAAUUCCAGCAACAGCCUUGGCAGGAGAUAUGGCAGUGAUGAUGUGGAAACUGGCAGUGGGUCUGGAAAAUCCGGAUCGUUAGCAACCGCACCAGCAACAGCAACAGCAGCAGCAGGCGUCCAAUCUGUGGAGGAUUGUACGACUUUAUGUAUCCUCGCGGUGCCGUCAUACAUGUCUCCGUCGGACUUCUUGGGAUUUGUGGGUGAGCAGACGAGGGAUGAGGUUAGCCAUUUUCGAAUGAUUAGGACGGCGCGGGCGAAUCGGUAUAUGGUUCUAAUGAAGUUUCGGAGUGGGAAGAGGGCGAAGGAAUGGCAGCGAGAUUGGAAUGGGAAGGUGUUUAAUUCCAUGGAGCCUGAAACUUGUCAUGUUGUAUUUGUGAAAACUGUCGAGAUUCAGGUGGAGGCACCGGGGACAGAGAGCAAGUUUCCGGAUAUGAAUAAUGACCCCUUUACGCCCGCAACAACGAAUCAUGCCCUAAUUUCCUCACCAUCCUCCCCCGCUCAAUCGGGGAGCGGAUGUCCCGUGUGUCGGUAUACACAGGACGAAUUUGGCAAAAGGGCAGCUCAGACGUUUGAUUUCGACCAGGGCCCCACCGAGUGCCAAGUGUGCCAUUCAGAGGUGAAUCUGUGGCUAUGUUUGAUCUGCGGCAACAUUGGCUGUGGCCGCUACGACGAAGCACAUGCCUUUGCACACUUCAAGGAGACGUCCCACGCCUUCGCCAUGGACCUAGCUUCUCAGCGUGUAUGGGACUACGUGGGCGACGGCUAUGUGCACCGGAUCAUUCAAAAUAAGUCUGACGGCAAACUGGUCGAGCUGCCCGCGGCGGGCGAGAGUGCCCUUGAUCCACCGGACUGGGGCGAUGCCGUGCCCCGCGAGAAGCUGGAGAACAUGAGUGUGGAAUACACGCACCUGCUAACUAGCCAACUGGAAAGCCAGCGGACCUAUUUCGAAGAAGUGGUCGAGCGCGCCGCUGACAAGGCGUCCGUUGCGAGCGCAGCGGCCUCCGCUGCACAGGAGGCUGCGGAGACGGCGACGAAGAACCUCUCCGCGCUCCAAGCGCAAUAUGACACGCUGCUCAACGAGACGAUACCGAAUCUGGAGCGCGAUAAGGGUCGUGCGGAGCGGCGGGCGGAGAAGUUUGAGACCAUGGCGCAUCGGAUGGAGAAGGAGUGGCGCGAGGAGAAGGCUUUGAACGGCAGUCUGAUGGAGAAGGUGGAGUUUUUGAAUGGGGAGGUGCAGAAGUUGACGGCUGCGAAUGAGGAUUUGAAGGAGCAGAAUCGCGAUUUGAGCUUUUUUAUUAGUGGGGCGGAGAGGUUGAGGGAUCAGGGGGAGGAUGUGGUGGAGGGGACGGUUAGUGUUCCGGAGCCGGAGGAGGGGGCCGGAGCGGGUAAGCGGAGGAAGGGGAAAGGGAAGGGAAGGGGGAGGAAGUAG